Messenger RNA from Zerene cesonia (dogface butterfly), 1649 nucleotides. RefSeq names its product mevalonate kinase (gene Mk). Gene Ontology annotation, biological process: isoprenoid biosynthetic process; cholesterol biosynthetic process. NCBI's taxonomy places the organism in Eukaryota, Metazoa, Arthropoda, Insecta, Lepidoptera, Pieridae. The record is from RefSeq and is a predicted model, not a curated record. Gene Ontology annotation, cellular component: cytoplasm. Bases 357 to 1526 code for a protein of 389 amino acids. The transcript is spliced from 9 exons. Gene Ontology annotation, molecular function: ATP binding; mevalonate kinase activity.
CUCGCGAUAAAAGAAAAACUUAGUCAAGUUCCACUUACGAAGGCGAUAACACGCAGAAUCGUCAACGGAAGUAAGUUAACGAGAAAAACGGAUUUUGUUACGUUGUGAAGUCAUUGAUGAAAGUGACGGUUGCGGAGCGAAGUUCUCCGUUGUGAUCGUGUCUGAUAAGUUUCAAGGAAAGCCAUUGUUGGCGCGACAUAGGCUCGUCAACUCAGUGCUAGAGGAGGAGUUGAAGACGAUACACGCGUUCAGUCAGAAAACGCUCACAGUGGAACAAUGGAAGAAGUGAUUUAAUAUAUGUAAAUACAAUCGAAUGUAACGAUCUGCUGUUUUAUUGUUCUCUCUGGUAGUUAGAUAUGGAUCGGUAUUAUUGUGUUAAGUUGUCCGCGCCGGGGAAGGUUAUUUUGCACGGGGAGCAUUCAGUCGUGUUUGGGAAAACGGCAAUAGCAGUUAGUGUGGGGCUGCGUUCAUCGAUUUGCAUCAAGGAAAUACAAGAAUCAGUCUUUAAAGUAAAUCUACCAGCUGUUGGAUUGCACGAAACUAUUUCGCUAGAACUUAUUAACAAAGAAUUAUUGAAUCACAAAACAUCCUAUAUCGAAGCUCCAGAGGCGCUUGCACAUGAAGAACAUUUAACAAGAAUUGAGAUAUUCGUUAAAGAUAUAAUUUCAAAUUUCGAACAUUUACCGAACGUGAAACAGAACGCGUUACGCAGUUUGUUCUAUGUUGUCUUUGGUAUCUUUGGCGGGAACGCGUUCGAAAAUGGAUUGGAGAUAACAAUUGUUUCUGAUUUAACAAUUGGCGCUGGGACUGGCAGUUCGGCUUCUUUUGCAGUAUGUUUGGCUGGAGCGUUAUUGCAAUUAGCAAAACUGAAAAAGGGAAUCAAGGUUGACCGACUGAGUUUAGAUGAUAAGAAGCUUAUAUCCAAAUGGGCGUUUAAUUGCGAAAAGAUUACACAUGGUACUCCUUCAGGCAUAGACAACACAACAUCUACGUUCGGCUCGCUAGUGACAUUCCGGAAGGGCCAAGAGCCAGGUCUCCUGGACAUAAAGUUAGGCUUACGCAUAUUGCUUGUGGACACUGGCGUCAGUCGGGAGACCAAGGUGUUAGCGGCUAACGUCAGGUCGUUGAUGCAGAGGAAUAAACAAGCGGUAGACUGUGUUAUGGAAGCGAUUGAUCAUAUCGCUAAAAGCGCUUUGGAGAUUUUACAAAAUUUCUCGUCUUGUGAUCAAAAUGGUGGCAUCGAUGUGAAAUAUCAAUAUUUGGCGGAGCUAUGGAAUAUGAAUCACUGCCUCCUCGCCUCGCUCGGCGUCUCUCAUUCCGCGCUAGAGAGCAUUCGCGCGAGCGCGCUGGCCCGCGGGCUGGCGUGCAAGCUGACCGGCGCGGGGGGUGGGGGGUAUGCGAUCGUUUUGAUACCGCCGUCAACAAAGCAGAGUAUUGUCGAUGAAUUAAGCAAAGAGUUAUCGGCCAAGGGCUUUGUGGUGACUGACACCAUCCUAGGAAGUCCAGGGGUCACAUUGGACUCUUGAUUGGUGAAAUCUCUUAGGGCAAAUAAUGACAACAUAUUAUUUAAAAUUAGUAUUAGUAGUGAUUAAAGGGUUAUUUUAUGGGCAAAUAUCGGGUUACAAUAAGUAUUAUUUAUUUAUUUAUUU